Molecule: messenger RNA, 1593 nt
Organism: Balaenoptera ricei (Rice's whale)
Lineage: Eukaryota; Metazoa; Chordata; Mammalia; Artiodactyla; Balaenopteridae
Gene: TMEM17
Product: transmembrane protein 17
Exons: 4
Coding region: 55-651 (198 amino acids)
Biological process (GO): non-motile cilium assembly
Cellular component (GO): ciliary transition zone
Source: RefSeq, a predicted model, not a curated record
UCAGAGCACCACAGCACCCGAAGACGCAGCAGUGAGCGGUACCAAGGCCAGAGCAUGGAGCUGCCAGAUCCGGUCCGCCAGAGGCUGGGAAACUUCAGCCGGACCGUGUUCAGCGACUCCAGCCGGACCGGGCCGGAGUAUAACGAGGGUCCGGAUAAUGAAAUGGUUUCCAGUUUGGCAUUGCAGAUGUCACUUUAUUUUAACACUUAUUUUUUCCCACUUUGGUGGGUGAGCAGCAUUAUGAUGCUUCAGAUGAAGUAUUCAAUCUUGCCUGAUUACUACAGAUUCAUUGUGGUCACCGUUAUCAUCCUAAUAACCUUAAUUGAAGCUAUCAGGUUGUAUCUGGGCUACAUGGGGAACCUGCAGGAGAAGGUUCCUGAGUUGGCUGGCUUUUGGCUUUUGAGCCUUCUACUGCAGUUGCCUUUAAUUCUGUUCUUGCUCUUCAAUGAAGGCCUAACGAAUCUGCCCUUGGAAAAAGCAGUACAUAUCAUCUUCACUAUAUUCCUUACUUUCCAAGUUGUUUCAGCAUUUCUUACCCUAAGGAAAAUGGUAAAUCAGUUGGCAACUCGUUUCCACCUCCAAGACUUUGACCGGCUCUCUGUGAGCAGAGGAGACAUGAGAAGAGUGAGAUCCUGUAUAGAAGAGAUUUGACCCAGUGCUGUUGAGUGAAAAAUCUGAAAGAUCAUUCUAGAAAACUGCAGGAAUUAGGAAAACACCAGAGGGCUAGCACGAGAAAAAGGAUAAAGCAAGUGUUCUGAACUGUAUGCUCUCUGGCUCUGAAAUUCCAAGGUUGGGGGCAAUGAUAAGACUAUUUGUACAUCACAUGAAAGCAGUAAAUCAACCCUAAAGCCUACGUGUUGUCUACCUGAUGUCAAAUAUCUGAAUUUUUUGUUGUUGUCGACUUUUUCAGGUGUGUAAAAACCUGUAUUGGUGGCAUUACAUCUUUAUUGUAAUAUUUCUAGUUAGUACCUAUAACUAGAAAUGUGUAUAUUUCUUUUAAUCUUGUUGGCUAUCUAUGUGUUGGCAGUAUGUCUGAAGCACAUGGAAAUGCUUGUCAGUAUUCUGAUGUAUUAGACUACAUCUGUAAACUAAGACACCAGAUUUUCAUGUCUGCUAGGGUCUUAGCUGUUAUACUGAGGUUAAGAAGAAACCAGGUGGAUUAUCAUGCUAUUUAAGAAAUGUUUUUAUUCUAAAAUUGUUACUUUCAUAAAACCGCAUUCAGGGACUUCCCUGGCAGUUUGGUGGUUAAGACUUCGCCUUCCAGUGCAGGGGAUGCAGGUUUGAUCCCUGGUCGGGGAGCUAACAUCCCCCAUGCCUCACGGCCAAAAAACCAAAACAUGAAACAGAAGCAAUAUUGUAACAAAUUCAAUAAAGACUUUAAAAGUGGUCCACAUCAAAAAAAUCUUUCAAAACAAUAAAUAAGUAAAUAAAACUGUGUUUGGCACCAAGGGGGGAAAACUGCAGUGGGGUGGGGAUGGUGGUGUGCUGAAUUGGGCGAUUGGGAUUGACAUGUAUACACUGAUGUGUAUAAAACUGAUGCCUAAUAAGAACCUGCAGUAUAAAAAAACAAACAAAACAACUAAUACUAAACUU